UGGACUUGGAGGGUCCGAAAGGGUCGCAAGUGUGCACUAGGGUCCAAUUCAUGGAGCCUAGAACAAGGCGCCAUCUCCAUCCCGGCUUCUGAAGAGAAAAGAGGAGAAUGCCCGGCUCUCAUGGACUUUAAAAUAAUUGGUGGUGACCAAGUCGAAGUAAUUCCAAUAUCUGCCGGCGAUUGUUACCUGCUCAACGCUGCCCAAACAAAAGCCCAAACGACCUAUUACUUGCGGGCCUUGUCACGUGAUGGCAAAGACGUUGAACGACAAAGAAGUGACAAUGACACAAUUUGUAAGGGUACCAAACAAAGAAACGCCGGCAGCGUGCGCCGUGCAAAUCCUCUUCCACCAGAGUCUCCGGAGCUACACCCAGUCAACCCAGCCGGUCGACAACCGGUCAACUACAACGGUGGGCCUUCCCACGACAGUGUCGACCACCACCAUCCGAUUUCAGCGCCUCUUUUUUGUGCGCCCACCCAUUCCAUACCCUCAGGAUUCUAUCUCCUAUUCACUCACCGUCGGGAUGUAUCAGGGGCCAAUGGUUCUGUGGAGGUUAGGCAAGUAACCGCUUGGACCCGAUAUAUACGGACCAGAAUCGAAAUCUCAGUUUUACGAUAUUCCGAUAGAUUCGUAUCGAUCCACAUCAAUUUACAUCCAUGUCAAGCAAGAUUUUAUCAAGCCAACUCGCAUUGGCCAACGAAAGUGGAGGCGGACCUGGCAAACCUUCCAUCCACGAACAUGCAUGUGGUUGGCCACAAGAUUGCAUUGU
Acaulospora colombiana is the source of this 769-nucleotide messenger RNA. The record is from the annotation of a GenBank genome assembly. Lineage: Eukaryota; Fungi; Glomeromycota; Glomeromycetes; Diversisporales; Acaulosporaceae.